UUUUGCAACCUAGGUCAACGGUAACAGCCGAAGUUAGUGACAUUAUGAUGACCAAAGCCAGUCGGACAUUCGAACUUAUUUUAAGAAAAUGCGGAUUUAAGCUGAAGCGUUUCUAUAAAGUCGUACUUGGAGCAGCGGUGAUACUUUUGCUUCUUGGGAGUAUUCAAAUUAAUGAAACAGUUCAGCGUAACGAUGUACAGGGUUUGAUCCUCAACAGACGCACAAUCAGGACACACAAUGGUGAAUCAAGAUAUUGGCCGACAUAUCUGAAUACCACAGAGAAGUCACAUAAAUCAGCAAACAGUAAUAAAAAGGUGUUUGGUAAAAUAACUACAUACCCUACAGAGGGAUAUAAAAGAGCAGAAUUACUCCGGGAAAAAUGCUCUUCCAUUGUUAGAAAUCUGCAUGCGAGAGUUCGAGUAUCUUAUAAUAAAGCACAUAACAUUCUUUAUUGUCCCCUUUGUAAAAUAGCAUCAACAUUCUGGACUCGUGCUUUUAAAACGUUUGAAUAUGAAAAAAGAGCAUUAUCUAAGAAGCAUCCUUACGAAAUAAAGAUUUCAGACGCUCCAAGAAGUGAUUUGUACUUUGACACAUCUAGCGAAUACAUCAAAAGAUCACACGGCAGUAGAAGUAAAAUAAACGCUAAAGGUUCGUUUAAAUUCUUAUUUGUUAGAAAUCCAUUCAGUAUAUUGUUUUCAGCAUUUGUUGACAAAAUUGUUGGACCCAAUCCAAUAUUUUGGAAUGCAUUUAAAACGAAACCUGAAUAUAACGAUGAAAUUAACACAUUGUGUGGUGCUGACCUCAAGUUUGGACAAUUUCUAAAAAAUAUUGUUCAGACAGUUCAGUUAAACAAUACACUAGACUGCCAUGUGAAGACAUUUGAUGCAUGUGAACCUUGUGUAAUGAACUAUACAUUUGUUGGGAAAAUGGAGACUUUUAAAGAGGAUACAUUUCAUAUUUUGUCGAAAUGCAACCAAAAUGAAACAUUGGCCAUUUUUGAAAAGCAGUUUAGUUCAUUACAUGCAGAUGAUGCAAUCGACGAUUCAAUAACAAGUCCAUUUAGUUGGAAGGAUAAAAUACGAAAAUGUAUUCCAUGGGCCGAGGCUUUACAAAGAAUAUGGAGAAAACUACAGAUAAGAGGGGCGAUUGGUAUGCAAGCAUUUCCUCUAAGUGACAGAGAAGCUAAGAGAAUUAAUGAAACACAGUUUAUCGAACUUGUUAAGAAGACAAGGCUUAGAACGACGUCUAAAGAAAGGCAAUGGCAAAAAGAAUACGCUUUCAUGGAAGCAUAUCAAAGUGUUCCCUCUAAUGUUAUCAAUGACAUCAGAAAAAUAUAUUCUCGAGAUUUUAAGUUAUUUGAUUACGAUGAUAUACCAAAUAACUUGUUUAAGACUGAUGCGUCGAUUUUAGAUUUCAAGUUUUUAGAUUAUUCUAAUGUAAAGGAAAACCAUUAUCCUAAUAUAAAGAAAUCCCUUCUUUAGUUUUCAUUGAUAUGAAUAGCUGUUAUAAUAUGACCAUUUUAUGUAACAGAUUUUUUUUCAAAUAUUUUUUUCUUUGAUAUGGGAACAAAUAAAAUACUGAUAUGUAGUCUUGGGGAAUGAAUAAAGCAUUUUCUUUUCAAAACAAAUAUUCAAACUUUGUAAAGAGAGAGUUUUUAUUAUGUUUAGUUUUUAUGUUAUCUUCUUUGUAAUCGGGUUUUAUCAGGUCUCCCGCCUCUACACUCUUUGGGCGAUGGUCAAACAUCUGACGACACCAAUUACAACGUCAUAAGUCAACCCUAUCAACACCACGUCACGUGGUAGUGCAUAAUUAUAAUGGCAUACAUAGAAUACAUAGAUUACCUGUACCAUGUAACAUGGCCUUUCUAUUUAUAGGGACAAGGUUUAUUGUAAUAUGAUGUUCAUAUUUUAACGGACAAUUGGCGUGACUAACACAGUACUUAAGGACUAUUUUUGCAUAUUUUGACCUCUUUAUUGGUAUUUGUAUGGGUUGUAAGUGCCUAUGAUUUUCCUUAGCUGCACAGCUAAAUCAAUCUAAUAUAAUCAAAAUAAUGGCGGAUACAUCUACAUGUGAUAUUUU
Molecule: messenger RNA, 2079 nt
Organism: Ruditapes philippinarum (Manila clam)
Lineage: Eukaryota; Metazoa; Mollusca; Bivalvia; Venerida; Veneridae
Exons: 3
Coding region: 45-1481 (478 amino acids)
Biological process (GO): carbohydrate biosynthetic process
Cellular component (GO): membrane
Molecular function (GO): sulfotransferase activity
Source: RefSeq, a predicted model, not a curated record